AUGAGCAAUCAAGAUAGUUAAGACAAGUCGUACGAGUUCAAGAUUGAUUCUGAUCUGCCGAAAUUUUAAAAUUUGCCGAUGAACGAAUAUUAUCAAAUGGAAUUCAAAUAGGCGUUACAGAGUGGAUUGAGGGAGAUUGCAAUUUAAAAGUAUGGAUAUUAAGUGAAUAUGUUAAGGCCAUAAAAUGCAGUUAGAUUUUUGGGCGAGUAUCUUCUGUCGUACAAAAGUAAGAAGUGA
This is a messenger RNA of Paramecium octaurelia, 237 nucleotides long. The record is from the annotation of a GenBank genome assembly. Lineage: Eukaryota; Ciliophora; Oligohymenophorea; Peniculida; Parameciidae.